Messenger RNA from Juglans microcarpa x Juglans regia, 1790 nucleotides. RefSeq lists its product as uncharacterized. The record is from RefSeq and is a predicted model, not a curated record. Bases 7 to 1380 code for a protein of 457 amino acids. NCBI's taxonomy places the organism in Eukaryota, Viridiplantae, Streptophyta, Magnoliopsida, Fagales, Juglandaceae. The transcript is spliced from 2 exons.
GUGGAGAUGAGAGGUGCGAAUGGUGAUUCGAGAGCUGUAAACAACGCUUUGGAGACUAUAAGCGCUGCUGCUACUGCGAUCGCGUCGGCUGACAAUCGUGCUCCUCAAGCCACAGUUCAGAAGAGAAGAUGGGGAAGCUGCUGGAGCACUUAUUGGUGUUUUGGAUCUCACAAACACAGAAAACGAAUUGGGCAUGCUGUGUUGGUUCCUGAAACAACAUCCUCUCGAACUGAUGCUUCUGGAUCUGAAAAUCUAAUCCAAACACCAGCGGUAGUAUUUCCCUUUGUUGCACCUCCCUCCUCUCCUGCAUCUUUCCUUCAAUCAGAACCUCCUUCUGCUACACAAUCACCAGUGGGUAUAUUGUCGCGCACUUCUAUUGCUGCAAAUAUGUACUCCCCAGGUGGGCCUGCCUCAAUUUUUGCCAUAGGUCCUUAUGCCCAUGAAACUCAGUUAGUCUCUCCACCGGUUUUCUCAACCUUCACCACUGAACCAUCAACUGCUCCUUUCACUCCGCCUCCUGAGUCUGUCCACUUGACCACACCUUCCUCACCUGAAGUGCCAUUUGCUCAGCUGCUUGAUCCUAACCUCCGGAAUGGUGAGGCUUGUCAGAAAUUCCCAUUUUCGUACUAUGAAUUCCAGUCUUAUCAACUUCACCCCGGAAGCCCAGUUGGUCAGCUAAUAUCCCCAAGCUCUGGGAUCUCAGGUUCAGGUACCUCAUCUCCUUUCCCCGACCACGAAUUUGCUGCUGCUGGUCACCACAUCCUUGAGUUUCGAACAGGUGACCCUCCCAAGCUUUUGAGCCUAUAUAAGCUGUCCACCCGUGAUCGCAGAUCACAUCAAGGUUCUGGUUCGUUGACUCCUGAUGCUGUGAGGCCCACAUCUCAUGAUGGUUUUCUUCUCAACGGUCAGAUUUCUGAAGUUAUUUCCCAUUGGCAUCCUGACAAUGGAAGGCGGGAUGAUGAGGAUGCUGUUAGUCGUAGGUUCUCGUUUGAGUUAACUGCUGAACAUGAGGCAAGAUGUGUUGAUAAGAAACCAUUGCCAUUGGCUGAAGCCAUAUCAGUGUGUCUAAAAGAUACAACUGCCGAAAGACAAAAUCUUACUGGAGUCGCUGAUUGUAAUGACUGCCGUGUUGGUGAAACUUCCAAUUAUGCACCAGAGAAAUCUCCUGAGGAUCGGGAGGAGGCAGAGCAGCAUCAGAAGCAUCGGUCUAUCACUCUUGGUUCGGCUAAAGAAUUCAAUUUUGACAAUACAGAUGGAGGAGACUCUUGUAGGCCUGAUGCUAGCACUGACUGGUGGGCAAAUGAAAACGUUGUGGGGAAGGAGAGUGGGCCGACCAAGAAUUGGUCUUUCUUCCCUAUGAUACAACCUGGCGUUAGCUAACUGGUAUGCAUCUCUCACUUGAUGCCUCCAUGAACUCCAUGUUCAUGGAGAGUUGCGAGAAUUCGCAGCAUGGCUUUGGUGUGUGACCUGGUUGACAGCAACCUAACCCCAAAAUUGUUGAAUCCAAUUGUAAAGAAGUAUUAUAUUUGAUUGGAGGACGAACUACAUGACUGACUCAGGUAAGGAGGCUUUUUGUUGUCCCUGGCCCAAAGACAGGCAUACUUUGUUAGGACCUUUUAUGGAUAAUGUGUAUUUUUUUCCCCUACUUUAGGCCGAAACAAAAGUUGAUAGCUGCCUUUAGAUGUCUGUGCCAUCACCCUCUUCCCGUGUAAGAUAAAUGGCAAUAGAACAGUUAAUAUCAUAGUUGUAAUACAUUAUCAGUGCUGUUAGUGAAGAAAUUAAUCUCUGAA